AAAAUUAAAAAAGAAAUAAAUAAAAUAAAUAAAAUAAAAAGAAAAAAAUUCGAAAUACAAAAUGUUUUUGAAAAACCUUUUACUUGAAAGCUUGUGGUGUUUUGUCUUGGUUCAAGCAUGCCAGGGAGAAUUAAUGUGCUACGUAUGUGACAACUGUCCUGUGAUUACAGCAGAUAUUCCACUUCUAAAUUGCAAUGAACAGUACUUCAAUUCGGACACCACAACCCGAACAACGACAAUCCGAACAACCAGCACAGAAACUGAAAGCACUUUGCUCGGCAACAGCGACACAUCUGCGGGAAUCUCAGAAUCUAUGACAACGAAAUUAACAACUACCACUACCUUGAAACCAACAGAGGCGAUGAAUUCAUCGUUCACUACGAUAGUAAUGGAGACAACAACGAUAAGUGCAACAGGGAAAACAACUAAAACAUAUCCUAAAACAAUUACACCUCAAGCAGAUAAUUCCAACUCUACGGAAGAUAUCAAUUUUAACACCGUCACCACCACCCCAGUUACUGAUAUCGAAGAGAAGAGCACGGAGAAUAAUUUGAGCGAGUCGAAAACAACAAAAGUUUAUUCAAGAUUAUCUGCACCUAAGUUCAAAAGUGACUUUAUGAGUUCUCAAAUAAACGAAACCCUUAUCAAACAUGGAGAAGACGAAACUGAAGACGAAAUAACAAGAUCCAAAAUCUUCAAGCCUUCAGAACAAUCGCGUAGUCGUAACGCGCGGCACACUACUGAUCAAAUCUAUAACUGUUUCAAAGUGGAAGCCAAAGUUAACGGAUCAACGAAUAUUGCACGUGGUUGCUCCCGCCGUACACCUCCAAAAACUGCGUGCGCACAAUGGCACGAAAUGCACAAUAAUAUGAAAAUAGAUGAAUGUUAUUCUUGCACCAGUUCAGAAUGCAAUGGCAGUUCAAUGGUAUCAGUAUCAGUGGCAACUUUACUUAUUGUUUUGGUAGCCGGAUGUUUUCACUAUCACUAAAAUGUGUACACUAAAACUUUUACAAAAUCAAAAAACGCACUAAGCUUUAAAAUAUACAAAUUAUUUAUCGCAUUAUUUUUUAACUUAAGUCACGUCACCAUUACAGUAAUUCGGAAAAAAAAUGAGAAAAUGAAAUUAUCUCCCAUGCCGUUCAAACCAAAUGUAGUAAAUAUGAGAACUUAAGGAAUCUAAAUAUUAUAACUUUGAUCUGUUAUACGAAUCAACAUGAUUUUAGAGUGUAUUAUUACAAUUUAAGUUGAAAUCUGUGUAGUUACUUUUCUAUGAAAGAAAUAAAAGAUUAAGUAAACAUGAAUCAAUCAAUACUAAAAAACAAGCAAAAUACUAUAAUGGACGAAGGCAAGCCAUUGAAAACUUUAGGCCAUCCUACAUCAUCUUUUUAUAUAAGGACUUUUUAAAUAAGACGUUAUAUGGGAAUUGGCCGCACAGCGGAUCGGUUCCAGAACAUUUUCAAAAGUGUUCGUCCUUGCGAUCGAACACG
Messenger RNA from Glossina fuscipes, 1487 nucleotides. RefSeq lists its product as uncharacterized. Bases 62 to 988 code for a protein of 308 amino acids. The record is from RefSeq and is a predicted model, not a curated record. NCBI's taxonomy places the organism in Eukaryota, Metazoa, Arthropoda, Insecta, Diptera, Glossinidae. The transcript is spliced from 3 exons.